UCGCUGCUCUGAAUUGGGCGUUACGUGGAGCUCAAUCAGCUCUCCGGGAGCGGAGUCAGUAUCAGUCUACACUUUACGAAGGUCUUUGAGCUCCAAACGCUCCGGUCGGGCCGGAAAACAAACAAUUUUUCGCGUUCUUAACUUUUACAAAUAUUAAUAAAGAGAGCCAACAGAAGCUCCGGACGUCUACGACCUUGGACCGGGGCACAUGGAAACACUAUGCGGCUGGAAAGAGAGCGGUCUUCGCCGUAGUUUCACUUGAGAAAGAGGCGAAAUGACCAUGUUCACUUCGUUGCUGGCUCCAUUGCUGCCUCUGAUACUUCUUUUUCGGAUUUCUUGUUGCCAGUACUCAAGUGACCAAUGCAGCUGGAAGGGCAGCGGGCUGACCCAUGAAGGCCACACCAGGGAUGUGGAGCAGGUGUACUUGCGCUGCUCACAGGGCUCCUUGGAGUGGCUCUACCCAACGGGCGCCAUCAUCGUCAACCUACGGCCCAACGUGGUGUCCCCUGCCGCCGCCCGCCUCUCCGUCUGCAUUAAACCCCUGACGAACUCUAGCGGCACGAACUUCUACUUGGAUCUUAAUGGGAAGCUGCGGUUGCUGCUGAGCGAGGAUGGUCAGGCGGAGGGGAAGGUGCACUGCUUUAGCAUUCAGGAGGGGGCGCUGUUCAUCGAGGCUGUCCCGCGCUUGGACAUAAGCCGGCGGAUUACAGCGUUCCAGUAUGAGCUGGUCAGCGACAGGCUGAGGGACGCACAGAAACUUGGUGCACCCUGCCAGCCCUGCAGUGACGAGCAGAUACAUCUAGCAGUCUGCACCAGCGAUUUUGUGGCGCGCGGGACUAUUAAGAAGGUCAAGCAGGAGGAGGAGCACUCUUCUCUCAGCGUGGAGAUCAGCCGCCUCUACAGACAGAAAACCCAGAUUUUUCUCUCUGGGGGUGUGAGGGUACGGACCUGGACUGGCCUCAUCAAGAUGCCCCGCCAUUGCGGGGCAAAGGCCGGAGAGGGCGAGUUCCUCUUCAUGGGGGCGGUGAGGUUUGGGGAGGCGUGGAUGAGCUGUGCGCCGCGGUACAAAGACUUCCUGCGGGUGUAUCAGGAGGCGCAGCAGCAGGGGACGAACCUCUGUCACGUGGACACUGACUGACUCUUUUCCUCGCAGCUCGACGGUUAGAGAGGCUGAAAGACUGAGCAGAAUCACGCCCCUCUCCUGCCACCCCAGGAGUAUUUCAGUGACGAUGCGUGGAGCUCCCGAAUGUAAUGAAGCAGCUCUAUUUGAAGCAAAGGCAGCGCGUUCGGACUCUCUGCACGACGAACCGCAGUUCAAAAUGUAGCGAAAUGCCGUUUGGUUUUAUAUGUAUAAAAUGUGAAUGAUUGUUGUA
Molecule: messenger RNA, 1373 nt
Organism: Oryzias melastigma (Indian medaka)
Lineage: Eukaryota; Metazoa; Chordata; Actinopteri; Beloniformes; Adrianichthyidae
Gene: metrnla
Product: meteorin like, glial cell differentiation regulator a
Exons: 4
Coding region: 275-1138 (287 amino acids)
Biological process (GO): positive regulation of brown fat cell differentiation; energy homeostasis
Molecular function (GO): hormone activity
Source: RefSeq, a predicted model, not a curated record